Helobdella robusta is the source of this 903-nucleotide messenger RNA. RefSeq lists its product as hypothetical. The transcript has 4 exons. Bases 1 to 903 code for a protein of 300 amino acids. The record is from RefSeq and is a predicted model, not a curated record. NCBI's taxonomy places the organism in Eukaryota, Metazoa, Annelida, Clitellata, Rhynchobdellida, Glossiphoniidae.
AUGGCGACUAAAAGACUGCUCGUUUCAGAAGUUCUCUGGUAUUUUCUUGAAAAUAGUGAAAAUUUUGAUAAAGUAAAUUUUCAAAAUUUAGUUUCUGAUUUUUUUUCACAUGAAGAAUUAUCAGCUGCAAAAAAAAUUCUGAUUAAUGAAAUUGAAAAUCUUAAAAAAGAGAAAAAAGAGAAAUUGUUCAAUAAAUCCAGAGGAAAAAGAAUAUUUUUUUAUAAAAUACUCCAUCGAUUUGGCUUUCCAAAUGUAUUUUCGUUGAACAUGCUGCACUGUACAGAGUGCAACCUCUCUGAGCUUGAAUUCGCCCUGGGUCGUGUUUCCUGUCUUUCGGCCCAUGAUGCCUUGACUAUUAUCCGCAAUGCCCUCAGUUUGCCCAAAUUGAUGUACUUCCUGCGUACAUCUAAACACAUUGACCCUUCUAAAUUGGGCGAAUUUGACGGAGCCCUGCGCACCGCCCUGUCGUCGAUUUGCAAUGAACCAUCCGGCAUUUCUGCGCAUGAUGGUAGGCGACCGGACGGAUGCACGCUAAUACCUUGGAGAGCCGGCAGAUGUUUGGCGUGGGAUGUUACGGUCCCUGGCACCCUCGCCGAACGAUACGUAAACCUGACAAGUAAAGAAUGCGGUUUGGCCGCGGCCAGGGCAGCGGACGAGAAAAUGAAAAAAUAUGGGAAUGCCCUCCCCUCGAUGGAAUUCUUGCCAAUAUGCAUCGAGGUUCUCGGCCCGAUGGACCCCAACACCCUUAAAUUUCUUAAGGAAAUAGGCAAAAUGAUCAGUGUCAGAUCAGGUGACAGCAGGGAACUGUUUUUUGCAACCAACCACAUUUCGUGCUUGUUUCAGCGGUUCCUGCGUGUCUGUGUGCUUGAAAAUAUCCAACUGAAUGCCGACAUGUGCAAUUAA